AUGUCGUCACCGAACAAUGCAUGGGUGACAUUGGCCACGAACGAUUCCUAUUCCUUGGGAGCAUUAGUCCUGGCGCAUUCGUUGAAAACCGUUGGAACUGUGUACAAGUUAGCCAUACUAAUUACACCCGGUGUAACGGCGCCUAUGAAACAACAAAUCGAAGCCGUAUUCGAUGAAGUCAAAGUAGUAGACGUAUUGGAUUCUAAGGAUCAAACACAUUUGGCCCUGAUGUGUCGCCCCGAACUCGGAGUGACUUUCACCAAACUUCAUUGCUGGACGUUUACCAAUUACGAUAAAUGCGUGUUCCUCGACGCAGACACAUUGGUGUUGCAAAACUGUGAUGAACUAUUUCAACGUGAAGAAUUAUCGGCUGCUCCGGAUCCAGGAUGGCCAGAUUGCUUCAACUCUGGUGUGUUUGUGUACAAACCUUCUCAGGACACAUUUGGCCAGUUAUUAGAAUUUGCAAGGACCAGAGGAUCUUUCGAUGGUGGAGACCAAGGACUGUUAAAUAUGUUUUUCAAAGAAUGGUCCAACACAGAUAUUUCAAAACAUUUAUCGUUUACCUAUAAUGUAGUUUGGUCGUCUACGUAUUCAUAUUUACCGGCACUAAAACAGUUUGGCCAAAAUAUGAAGAUCGUUCACUUUAUAUCUUCAAGUAAACCCUGGCUUCAGUCGUUUAAUACAGAAACUAGACUUGUAACGUCAAAACACGGAGGUUCUGGAUUACAAGAAUUAUUGCAACUUUGGUGGGAUUUGUUCUGUCGUCAUGUCCAUCCUGGACUUUCCACCGAAAUGGGUGGUUUGGCUGGACAAUUCGCCAGGGUUCCACUGGGUGAAAAAACCCCUGACCAAAAAGCAUUAGAAGAUUUUCUGCGACGUCAAUCUUGGGAACAAGGAAACAUGGAUUAUUUAGGCAGAGACAGCUUUUCUAAUAUAUGGUCUAAGAUCAAUGAAACACUUGGAAAUGCUCCAGAAGUUAGUAUUGAGGCUGUUGCAGUGACAACACCUACACCACCGGAAGUUGUGCAUACUGAAGAACCAAGGCCAUUGAAAUCUGCUUUGAAAAAAACGUCAACUACUAUUCCACCAGUGAGUUCUGAACUUGAAGUCGAUAGUAGUGAUCUGGCUAUUAAACAAUUGGAAAAGCUCGACCUAUCCAAAGAUAUUUUGAAAGAGUUGAAGACACCCGAUACUCCUACUGUUACUGCACCAACACCUCCAACCACACCAGCUACACAAGCUCAAGAAUCAGUAAAACCAGUGUCUGUCGAAUCUGUGAAAGAAACAAUCAAAUCUGAUGAUAUUAUUAAAGAGUCUCAACAGCCAGCAGAGUUAAAAUCGACAAAAUCAGAAUCCACAGAACUUGUACAAGAACUGCCAACAUCUGAAGCGUGUACUUUAAAAUCAGUAGAACAAGAAUUACCGAAACCGGAACUAGUGGAACCUGUAAAGGAAACACCGACUUCUGAUGCGAGUACAGAGUCGAAAGAGUCCUCAAAACUUGAAGAAAAUUCGCCUAAAUCCGAUUCACCAGCACCCAAAACGGAUGUGCCAGUGGAAAACGUAUCUCAACCUUCUGAAAUAGCUCAAGCCUCUCAAAUUUCUGUUGAUAAUUCCACACCGAUAGUCUCAAACGAUCCACCAGUAGCCCCGAAACGUACUAAUAAAGGAUCGCCAAGUGUGUCUAAAAACACUAAAUCUUCUGAGAAAAAAUAA
This is a messenger RNA of Macrosiphum euphorbiae (potato aphid), 1716 nucleotides long. NCBI's taxonomy places the organism in Eukaryota, Metazoa, Arthropoda, Insecta, Hemiptera, Aphididae. The record is from the annotation of a GenBank genome assembly.